CUCGAGCUUUGUCCUCGAGAUUAGCAUAAGGUAUACAUGUAGUAACACAUACGGUGUCGCCUAUUCGCACUGAUUUUUGAGGUAGUUAGAAAAAACAGCUUUCUGGUUUUUUUUUUUUUGUGUGAGGGUACCUACUGUCUCUGACUUAUCCUGCCCGGGCGCAGUAAUCGUCAUUCACAGUUCAGUGCUCCGCCGCUUCGCACGUGAACUCAAGUCGCGCCCCAAAAUGGGAAAACGUUCUCGUACCGAGCCUAGCGAAUAUGAGUCGUUAGCUAAAAAGUUUAAAAAGCUAGAAGAAAAAUUGUUGCGCGCCCGCCGGAAAGAUCGACACACGCCGCGCCGCCGCCUGUCCUCCACGUCGUCAUCAUCGUCGUGCACCUCGUGCUCGUCGAGCGGCAGCUCCGCCGGCCCGAGGCGCAGCCCCGCCGCUCGCUCACAGCCCUAUCAGGAACAAUUCUGUAUUGAAGGUGUGCCUACGAUCGAUUACGUACCUCAACCGUCGACGAGUGCCGCUCCUCACGUCGCUCCGCCACCGCAGCCCCCGCAGUGCGUCGUGGCGCCGCCACCCGCCGUACCAUCGCCGCCGCCGACACCUCCGCCGGGUUCCACAGUCGCUGAUGCUAUCCCAGACUCACAGGUGAUACCGCAAAUUACUGAUGAGGUUAUGCAACUGCUUGGUGAGGAUCCCACCCAGAAAAGAGUCUAUGGAAAUGAUAUCCAGCCUGAUUUGGCCGUACGUCUCCAGCAUAUGGCUACUUCGGGUCUGUCUAAGGAAACCCGUAAGGAACUAUCGGAUAAAUUCCUGAUUCCCGCCAACUGCACCCUGAUUGACGCACCCUUACUAAAUCCAGAGAUAAAGGCUGCCGUCUCCGAAACGGUCCACAAGAGGGACAAGGGUAUUGAACAUAAGCAGAAGCAAAUCGCAUCCGCCAUUACCUGUAUUGCCGAAGCUCUCACCUUGCUUAUAUCACAUGAGCAGAACGCCUCUCCUACAGAGCUUAUUAAGCUUUUAAUGGACGCACAAAAAAUAUUAUGCGAUUGCCAAAACUCCGAUUCGCUUGUGAGAAGGAAUUUCAUACUUUUCAAUAUGAAAAAAGAAAUUAAAGAUCAGCUUCAGGCGACAAAAAUUGAUAAGUUUCUCUUUGGUGCAGAGUUAGCAGAAACGCUCAAAGCUGCAAAAGCUAUAACUAAAACGGGAGACGAUAUGAAGCCCAUGCCUCCCAAACAGCCUGCUAAAAAAGUAAUUAACCCCAAAGUACAGAAAAAUCAUUUAAACUGGCGAGCUCCUCCCCAGAGCCACAGGUCGAAGGGAACCCAGAGGAGAAAGGAACCUGCACUCAGGAAUCAGCACGAGACCUCCUCGAGACAAUCAUCGCGUCCAGCAGCGAGCCGCAGCCGCCGCUAAAUACGGUAAGGUACGCCGGCCGGCUAUCAAAUUUUCUUGACAAGUGGUCCCUUAUCACUCAUGAUAAGACAAUACUGUCUUGGGUCACAGGAUAUCGCAUUCCUUUCUCGCAACCUGUGAUUCAAUGCUCACCGCCUAUAGCAAAAGCACUUCCUCUUGCAGAGAAAGUACAAACUAAUCAAUCAAUAAAAGACCUAUUAUCGAUUGGUGCGAUCGAAGAAUGCGAUCCCAGUGAUGGUCAAUUCAUAUCACCUACGUUUCUAGUACCUAAACCGAACGGCAGGACUAGAUUUAUUCUAAAUCUUAAAUCUUUAAAUAAAUUUAUUUCAACAGCACAUUUUAAACUUGAAGACUUGCGUACAGCUAUUAAUCUUAUAAACAAGGGUUGUUUUAUGAGCACUGUUGAUCUGAAAGAUGCCUAUUUUUUGAUCCCUAUACAUAGUGAUCAUAAAAAAUACCUGAGAUUUGAAUUUAAUGGAAAAUUAUUUCAAUUUAAUGUCUUGCCGUUCGGCCUCAAUACAGCUCCGUUUGUUUUUACAAAGUUAAUGAAACCGGUUAUUAGUUUACUGCGGUCAUGUGGUUUCUUAUCUACUAUCUAUUUAGAUGACAUUUUGCUAAUAUCAAAUACAUAUGAGUCAUGCGUGAGAGAAGUCUCUUACACAGUAAGCUUAUUACAAUCUUUAGGUUUUAUUAUCAACAAAGAAAAAAGCGCACUACAUCCUAACACAAAUUGUAAAUUCUUGGGUUUUAUUAUUGAUACUGAGAAAUUACAAAUUUCCUUACCUAAUGAAAAAAUUCAUAAAAUUAAAAAAGAAAUAGAUAAAUUUAAAAUACUUACACGAUGUAAAGUCAGAGAAUUUGCCCGCCUCGUAGGCUUACUUACCUCGGCCUGCCCUGCCGUCGAAUACGGCUGGCUUUAUACAAAAGAACUCGAACGCUGUAAAUAUCUUAACAUAAAAGAAGAUAAUAAUUAUGAUAAAUAUAUGACUAUACCUCCGUCAAUAUUGCCAGAUCUAGCUUGGUGGUCACGAGUAAUAAGUAACUCUGUAAACAAAAUCAAACAAAACGAGUAUUGUUUGGUUAUUUACAGUGACGCCUCAACAACGGGGUGGGGGGCGGCCUGCGAGGAGAAACGGGCUAGUGGGAUGUGGUCUGACAGCGAACGCUCGCGACAUAUCAAUUAUUUAGAAAUCCUCGCUGCCUUCUUUGGACUAAAAAUCUUUGCUAAAUCUUGUUACAACUGCCAAAUUUUAUUACGAAUUGAUAAUACCACAGCCAUAUCCUAUAUAAAUCGUAUGGGUGGUAUUCAAUUUCCUCACCUAACUGAAGUUACAAAACAAAUUUGGCAGUGGUGCGAAAGAAGAAAAAUAAUACUUUCCGCUUCAUACAUAAGCUCCGCAGAUAACAAUAUCGCGGAUGCCGAGUCUCGUCGCGUUCACCCAGAUAUCGAGUGGGAACUGUCAGAUCACGCCUUUAAUCGCAUAACAAAGCAUUUUGGUAUCCCUGAGAUAGAUAUUUUUGCCAGUAGAUUAAAUACAAAAUGUAAAAAAUACAUAUCCUGGCAUCGGGAUCCCGAUGCCUAUGUAGUAGAUGCAUUUACUAUCUCUUGGAAAAAGUUUUUUUUUAUGGAUUCCCACCUUUUUCCAUUAUAUUAAAAACACUUAGGAAAAUUGAGAAUGACCAUGCAGAAGGCAUUAUUGUGGUUCCCCACUGGCCAACACAACCAUGGUUUCCCUUGUUUAAUAAGUUACUUGUGUCUGACACUUUAAUCUUUAAACCGAAUAAAAACUUAAUAAAUUCCCAUUCCAGCAACCGAGAUGUUCAUCAGAAGACUACCCUGGUUGCCGGAAUAUUAUCCGGAAAUCGCUCCUGAGAAGAAGUGUACCUUCAAACUCAGUUCCCAUUUUGAUGGCCUCCCUAUCAGAAAAUUCCAUAAAGCAGUAUGACACCUGUCUUAAAAAAUGGUUUUUGUUCUGUAAAACAAAUUAUACCGACUUAUACGUAACUUCCGUUCCGACUGUCAUACAUUUUCUCACUCAGCAAUACGAAUCUGGUGCUCAAUAUGGAACUUUAAAUAGCUGUAGGUCUGCCCUUUCUUUAAUUUUAGAUCUAGACCUAAAUGAUAACCGCAUUAAACGGUUCUUCAAAGGGAUUUACCGAUUAAGACCUCCUCUGCCCAAGUACAAUACUACUUGGGAUACCUCCCUAGUUCUUAAUUAUAUAAAAUCCUGGUAUCCUAAUGAAAAUUUAAACUUAGAAAAAAUCUCUAAAAAACUUGCAACGCUCCUUGCUUUGACUACUGCACAUAGAGUACAAACAAUUUCAAAAAUAAAUAUUAAUAACAUAGAAGUUCUUCCAAAUGAAAUUCAAGUCAAAAUUCCCGAUUUAAUAAAAACUUCCCGUAUUGGCGCUACUCAGCCUACCCUCAUCCUCCCGUUUUUUAGAGAGCAACUGGCCAUUUGUCCAGCUACCACACUGAAUUCUUAUCUACUGAUGACGAACCCACUGCGUGGUAGUGAAGAUCACUUAUUUAUCGGCCUUAAAAAACCACAUAAGGCUAUUACGUCACAAACUCUCAGUAGGUGGAUAAAGAGUGUACUUUGCAGCUGUGGUAUAGAUAUUUCUGUGUUUACCGCGCACAGUACUAGACACGCAGCCACUUCAAGAGCUCACAAAAUGGGCAUCAAUGUGGACUUAAUUAGGAAGACAGCUGGUUGGAGCGGCAGUUCCAAUACUUUCGGUCGGUUCUAUAAUAGGUGCAUAGUUGGAGAGCAACAGGAGGGUCAAAACUCUUUUGCCAAUAGCAUUUUGUCUGAUUAAGAGCUGUUCAUUAAUUAAUAAUUGAGUUUAAAUUAAUAAACUUGUAGAACUUGUACCUGAUUUACCAAAUUGUUUACCAAAGUAUGGUACCCAUUUUGUUUAUAUAACUUGAUUCUUUUUUGUUGAUAUAAUUUAAGUAUGCUUAUUUGUAAAUACUUAAGUAAUUAAAUAAAUUGGCGUAAAUCCUAA
Molecule: messenger RNA, 4414 nt
Organism: Spodoptera frugiperda (fall armyworm)
Lineage: Eukaryota; Metazoa; Arthropoda; Insecta; Lepidoptera; Noctuidae
Product: formin-like protein
Exons: 2
Coding region: 227-1405 (392 amino acids)
Source: RefSeq, a predicted model, not a curated record